Molecule: messenger RNA, 4440 nt
Organism: Eublepharis macularius
Lineage: Eukaryota; Metazoa; Chordata; Lepidosauria; Squamata; Eublepharidae
Gene: HABP4
Product: hyaluronan binding protein 4
Exons: 8
Coding region: 103-1275 (390 amino acids)
Biological process (GO): positive regulation of RNA splicing; positive regulation of translational initiation
Cellular component (GO): nucleus; cytoplasm
Molecular function (GO): RNA binding
Source: RefSeq, a predicted model, not a curated record
GCGGCCAUGGCGUGGCUACUUUGGGCGCACUGAGCCGGCCUUCCCUCUUUAUGUCGCAUUUGUGAGGGGGUGGCUGUCGGCGUUGCUAUCACCGCGGCGACGAUGAAAGGCGUGUUGGCCAGCCCCGUGGCCGCCGCCACGAUGCAGGAGACUUUUGGCUGCGCUAUCGCCAACCGCUUCCACCAGCUGCUCGAUGACGAGUCCGACCCCUUCGACAUUCUCCGCGAGGCCGAGAAGCGCAAACAGCAAAGCAAAAAGCGCGAGGAAGCCGCAUUGUCAGUCUGUCGGAAGCCUGGCCCGGGCGGAGCUGCCGCCUCCGCCGCUGUUGCCAAAAGAGAAUCGCAGAAGGAGCGCAAGAGCUCCCAGCUCCUGCAGCUAGAAAGCCCUCCAGCACUCGGCCAAAAGCGAGCUCCAAAAAGGGGAGAACAGCAGGGAUGGAAUGAUAAUAGAGGUACCGAAAUAAAACAAGAUAAAGCUGAAUGGAGACCUUUCAGGGAAUACCGUCCUCAUGAAAUGGAACGACAAGCAGAAUUCAUACUAGACAGACCAAUAGAACGACUUGAUCGGGAAAGACCAAUGAGAGGCCGUGGGGGAGGAAGAGGUGGAAUGCGAGGCAGAGGAAGAGGUGGUGGAACGAAUAGAACUUUCAAUGGCUUUGACCAGAGAGGAAAACGGGAAUUUGAACGGCAAAGCGGGAGUGAUAAAACAGGAAUACGAGCAGAAGACAAAAAGAGUGGAGGUGGUGCUCACAACUGGGGAGCAGUGAAAGAUGAUCUGAGUGAGAUGGAACAGACUGCUCCUGUAGAAGAGACUGCAGAACCAGAAGAACAUCCAGGAGCACCAGAGGGAGAAUCUCCAACCAAAAUUGCUGAAAGGGAGCCUGUGGAAGAAAUAGUUCAAGAGAUGUCGUUGGAUGAGUGGAAAAAUCUCCAGGAACAAAGCCGACCCAAGCCUGACUUCAACAUCCGGAAGCCUGAAACCCCUGUUCCUUCCAAAGCAGUGGUGAUUCACAAAUCAAAAUACAGAGAUGAUGAUGUGCUGAAGGAGGAUUUUGAGGAUGACUCCCACUUUUUUCGAAAAGCAGCCAAUGACAUCACUUCUCAGCUGGACAUAAAUUUUGGGAACCUGCCUCGUCCUGGGCGUGGAGCCAGAGGAGCACGUGGAGGUCGAGGGCGUGUCCGGAGAGUAGAGGACUUUGGGCCCAAGCCAGAAGUGAUGAUGCGCAUUGCUGCUCCAAACCCAGAUGACCCUGAUGAUUUUCCUGCUUUAGCCUGAAAGAACUGAACUGAAUGACACCUCAAAAGUAGCAGUGAAGACACGAACCAGUUCUAUGUUGCAGUGGGAAAGAAUCAUUUGAGUCUACAGAGAGAAAUGACUUUUGUGUGAAUUUUGCACUUCUAUUGUGUUAAGGUUCUAGACACACCAAGUGGGGGCUGCAAUGCAAGAGUCUAGCACCACUGCUUUGGAUUAGCAAUGUGAAGGCUUGUGGUAUCAUACAUGAGGGAUUUGAAAUAAAGGUUUGGAAUGAUGGCGUCAAACAGGUACAGGUGGCUGUUUUUCUGUGGUGUCACCGUAUAAGACUAGCUUCUGGUUUGGGGAACUGAAAGCAAAAAGUAAUAAAAGCUGUAGACGCUGGGAAGUUAUUUUUCUUGCUUUGGUGAGUGAACUGUUAACUAUGCAUACUCCUGCACUUGCACAAUAACUUUGGGGGUUGGCAAAUUAAAGCAAACCCAGAUCGUCAAUUGGAGUUUAAGGUGCUAUUUUCACAUUCCUUUUCUUUUAUUCCAUGGCAUCGGAUGCUGUCAAAACUUGAAAAUAAAAACUAGUUUCUUUGUACAGUUUUUGGCCAUGAGCUGUAAAGUAAGUAGACUUCAGAUUGGUUGGAAGUAUAAAAUUGUUGCCAAUCCUGCAGUCAGCCAAAUACCUCAGCUAGAUGGACUAUAAAAUGAUUUAAAAGUGCCAUGAGUAGAAACCAGAUUUAGCAAGGUGCAGCACACUGGCAGUAGUAAAUAACAGGAACAUGUUCUGGGAUGGCUGGGCAAGUGGGCUGUGUUAAGUCCCAGAGAAACAAGUCACUGUGUUCUGGAUUAAAAAAUCCAGCUUGCUGACAAUUGCAGGAAUUUGAGCAACUGUCUCCUUAAACUACCAAAGUAAGCCAGCCUCAGGACUGUUGUGACAGUCUUCAUGUUUUUUGAGUCAGGCCUGGAGUUAAACUGAACUGUGAUAAGGUUAUGGGAUUUCAUUCACUGGUCUAAUCCAAGUUGCUCAGAGUACAAGUAAAGCUAGAAGAUAAUCUAAGGUGGUACACUGUAGCAGUUGUUGGGCAGAAUGAAUAUAUAUAUAUAUAUGUAAACACUGAGGCGUUUGGGUAUUAUAACUUUUCCAUUUUGCUUGUCUUGGGGUCUGAGGGUUAGCAGGCAGGAUAAAGCUCUGCUGCUUUAAAGUUGCAAGGAAUUGCAGUGAAGAUACAGAGUGUGUUCCCAAGAUAUAAUUGAAAUCUUGCUUUCCGAUUUUCAGCUUUGGGAAUUUAGCUCCUGCACAGGUAGUAUCUGCCUCCUGGGUUCCAACACCACAGCAGCAACCUUCCAGUGACCAGAUAUUUGUCAGUUAAACCCAUUAACUUUCAUUGUGAAGAUCAGCGCCACACCACGGCUGAAAACAGUUCAGGUGUGCUAUGCUGAUUGCAGAACCAUUAUUGCCUGGAAUUAAACCAAAGCAGCCUGACCUCACAGCAGAAUUUGAACAGAGUGAACCAAAGCAUUGAACGGCUUGACCUCAUGAACUUUUUCAUUAACUUUGUGGGAUGGUGCAAAGGGCAUGGGUGUAACUGAUCUGCAUGACCCUAGAACUGUUAUUAUGCAAAAUGAUUUUGUGGCCAGGUGUUUGUAUCCUGAUUCACCUUUUGUUGAUCUAGAUAACUUCUGAAGAAUGCUUCCUGGUUAUAGGAACUGCACUUGGUAAAUCAAGAGCAUCCUUUUAUUAAGUGCAGUACAAAGGUAGAGCUUUAUAUACUUACAAUGAUGACAUAGCAUUUUAAGUUCUAGGCACAAAUAUGCUGAAAAAAUGUGUGUAGUAUGCUGUUGUGUUGAGCUCAAUAUGGAGUGUGGCCUGGAUUUCAAGCUUCUGUUUGUAAUUUUUAUUGGGGUGAGAGGACUACUUAUGUAGCUGUCUUAAACUCUGAAAGUACAUAGUCUUAAGUAGCCUGCAAAAAUGAUCAGAAUUUAUCUAAAAUAAUCGAAAUAAAAUCUGGGAAUUAUACUCUUUUUGAUAAAAUUACUGUGAAGUUACGCAGCUUGCUGUAUGGAUAUAUAAAAAGGGGACACAUUAGGGCUUGCUAAUUAUUAGUCAGCUGGCUGGAAUCCUGUUCCCAAACCAUAGCUGGAUAAAAGAUUUUCUUUAACUGUACAUCGCCAAUUCAGCUGUUAUAGUAAACCAGUUAGAAGAACCCUGUAGGUGGAGGUGAACCUACAAGCAAAGGCACAUCCAGGAGCCCAUUGAGUACAUUCCUGCAUCUUACAGCUAUGGUCUGGAAGACUGGGCAAAGGGGAGCUAGAAUCAUUCUCCCUGUUGGUAUAGUUAAUUUCUUGUAUCAAGGAACACUGCGAUAACACCCACCUACAAUCUGAAGUGGUACUACCCAGACCUUGACACACCAGGUAGACACACAAGGCCUUAUGUGGUGGGACCUUGGGCUCAGUAUAGAGCACCUAAGAAGGUCCCAGGUAUAAUCCCCAGCAUCUCCUCCUAAAAAGAUCCAUUAGGAGGUAGUGAUAGAUCUUUGCCUGAGAUCCUAAAGAGCUGCUGCCUCACAGAAUAUAAUGCUAACCUUGGUGGACCAAUGGUCUUAACUUGUUAUAAGGCAACUUUGUGUGUUCAUAUCCUUCUCUGGACUGCAUUUGCAGUUUGUAGAAUUGGUUUUAUUCUCUAGGAUGUGUGUCAGGCUUCCCUCUGGCAUUUGAUCCUUCUGUAACCAUCAGAUUAUCCAGUUUGAUACUACUUGAAGAUCUUGCUGCUUCAUUUUAUAAUACCGUGCGCCAUUAAGGAAGAAUAAUUUCAAAAUCACAGUUAUAUUUAACCACUCUAUUCUCUUGUUGACAUAUGAACAAAGUGAAAGCUGAUUUGCUUGCAUAAAAAUAUGUAAACAGCUCUACUAAAAUUAUUUUACAUUUGAAUUAGGGACAGAAGCAGUGACUUGCUAUACCAAAAAUUCAAAAGUUCUUAAGACUGUAUAUUCAUUCACAUUAUGAAGCCCAAGACAAGCAAUUUCUGCAUAAGAUUUAUUUGUAUACAGCUUUUUACAAGUCAAUAUAUAUAUAUAAAAAAUAAAAUUACACUGAGAAUAAUGAAAUUAAAUUUCCAGUAUCGUAUCAAGUUACCCUUAAAAAUACCUUAAGCAAAAUAAACUUCCAGUCUGAUUUUUAAAAUCUUAGAAAUUUUUUA